Penicillium verrucosum is the source of this 645-nucleotide messenger RNA. Its product is annotated as DOPA 4,5-dioxygenase family protein. Lineage: Eukaryota; Fungi; Ascomycota; Eurotiomycetes; Eurotiales; Aspergillaceae. The coding region runs from base 1 to 645 and encodes 214 amino acids. The record is from RefSeq and is a predicted model, not a curated record. The transcript has 4 exons.
AUGGGCAGCAUUUCUCCCUACAACCUUGACCCCGCGCAGUACACGUUUCCCUCGCCGCUGAAGGGCUGGGAGAACCACGCGCCUCUGUCCGAAUCCAAGGCACAAGACGGAAAGAGCUACGACAGUCCGGAGAAAAGUGUCCUCAGCGAUGCUUACGAGGAAUUCGUGGCGCCGGUUUCGAAUGGCGGUCGUCUCGACUCCCAGCUACCCGGGUUCGACGUGCACGUAUACUUCAAUCCUCACGACGAGUCCCAAGUAAACUAUGCAAAGGACUUGUGGACGCGGAUCCGAUUGGAAUUUCCAGAGCUGAGAAUAUACCCCUUGCACACAAGCCCGCAAGGUCCACAUGCCCCGGGAAUGUUCGAAGUGGCGCUCUUCACGCCCCACCAGUUCGGGGCCUUCGUCAGCUGGCUGGUCGUGCACCGUGGACCGUUGAGCGCCCUCGUCCACCCCAACACGGACGACGAGCUGCGCGACCAUUUGCAUAUGACUGCAUGGCUGGGUCCUGAGGUGCCUUUGGAUAUGGGACGGUUUAGGUUGAGGCCAGUGUGUGAAACGAUGGAUAAACGGGCUAGGACGGUGACGAGGAUUGUGGACACCGGGGUUGAGGGGAGGACCGUGAAAGAGGUCAAGGGGAUUGAGUAG